Chrysemys picta bellii (western painted turtle) is the source of this 3840-nucleotide messenger RNA. It is a transcript of the gene VEZT, whose product is annotated as vezatin, adherens junctions transmembrane protein. Gene Ontology annotation, molecular function: myosin binding. The record is from RefSeq and is a predicted model, not a curated record. Lineage: Eukaryota; Metazoa; Chordata; Testudines; Emydidae. Gene Ontology annotation, biological process: cell-cell adhesion. Gene Ontology annotation, cellular component: plasma membrane.
GCAAGAGGGAGGAAAGAAUCGUCCUUUGGAAUCGUUUUCAGCGGAACAAAUUCCCAGCCCUGGCUCCCUACGCGCUAAGGAAGCGUUUGCAAUCCAGAGGGAGCAGGCACGGAGCGCAGAGGCAGAAUCAAGCUAGUCGGGGGACAGCAGAGCCGCGCUAUUGGCUACCGUAGUCCAUAAGCAACUUUCCCAACUAUGUCAGUCGCACGCACAGCGAGGGGAAUGUAACUUCCCAGAGAGAGAAACCAGCCAACAGCAGCCUGGGGGCGCGGGUUGCAGAGACCCCUCGCCCAGGGCACACGGAAAGGCUUCUCGGGAAACGCGCAGACCCCCUCGCUGCAUUUACUAAAAGAAUUCUCCACUUUACCAGUAUUUGCAGGAUUUGGGCCAUACAGAUUUUGAAAUAUGUUCAGCUGUGUCGCAGAAGACAGAACAAUGCACAGCAGAGGAGGGACAACAAGAUACCCGUUCCACCCAGAAAUGGAGAGUUCUGUUUUCAAUGGACAUGCUCCAGCUAUGUGCUAAGCCAGAGCCUGGAGGAAAAAAAAGGCCUCUAUGCAGACUUCUCUGUCUAGAACACUGCAGGGUGGGGUGCCCCCCAACACGAUUAAGCAAGGCAUCCUGUCAAAACUAGCUGAGCUCUUUAAAAGCUCAUUUCCUUUUUCACCAUGUAAGAAAAAAGAUGAUCUACUCUACAGAUUGGAUGUUGGGUUUCGACUGGACUCUCUCUAUACCAUCCUGCAACAGGAAGUUCUGCUACAUGAGGAUGUGGAACUGAUUGAGCUACUUGACCCCAGUAUCCUGUCUGCAGGGCAGUCCAAGCAACAAAAAAAUGGACACCUUCCAACGCUACGCUCCCUAGCAACGCCUAAUAUUUGGGAUGUGUCUCUGCUGCUUGCCUUUGUCAGUGCAUUGAUUAUACUUCCUUCAUGGUGGAAUGGAUCAUUCUGGCUGGUGUGGGGACUAGUUCUGUUUGUCUAUGUGAUCAUAAGAGCUCUAGGCACAUGGAGGAUAGCCAAGCUGCAAAUGUCCCUGAGAAAAUACAGACUCCAGCUGGAAGAGACAGUGGCAAAUAGCCGCGCUUUUACUAAUCUUGUGAGAAAAGCUCUGCGACUCAUUCAAGAGACUGAAGUCAUUUCCAGAGGAUUUACCCUUUUGCUUGACAGGGUCAGUGCCGCUUGCCCAUUUAAUAAAGCUGGACAGCAUCCUAGUCAGCAUCUCAUCGGUCUUCGGAAAGCUGUUUACCGAUCUGUCAGAGCCAACUUUCGAGCUUCAAGACUAGCUACUCUGUACAUGCUGAAAAACUACCCUCUGAAUGCGGAGAGUGACAACGUGACCAACUACAUCUGCGUAGUUCCUUUUAAGGAACUGGGUCUGGGUCUGAGUGAAGAGCAGGUGUCCGAAGAGGAGGCACACAAUCUCACAGAUGGCUUCAGCCUGCCUGCACUCAAGGUUCUGUUUCAGCUGUGGGUAGGACAGAGUUCAGAGUUCUUCAGACGAUUAGCACUGCUGCUCUCUCCAGUUAAUGCAUCCCCCAAGCCCUUGAUCACUCCAGAACGUUUGCCUCAUUGUAUUUUGUCUGAUGUGACUCAAAGUCUACCUCACACUCACGCUGCCUGCUUAGAAGAGCUUAAGCGAAGCUAUGAGUUUUAUCGGUACUUUGAAACUCAGCAUCAGUUAGGCUUGGAACGUGCAACCAAAACAAAACCGAAGUCAAGAGCUCUGAACAGCCUUCACACAGCAGUGCGCAGCUUGCAGCUCCAUCUCAAGGCCCUACUGAAUGAGGUAAUAAUUCUUGAGGAUGAACUUGAAAAACUUGUUAGCUCUAAGGAGACACAAGAACUAACUUUAGAAGCCUAUCAAGUCCUAGAGCAGAAACUAAAGCUGAUUCAGCCUCACAUCCAGGCAAGCAACAGCUGCUGGGAAGAGGCCAUUUCUCAGGUGGAAAAAAUGGUUCGAAGAAACCCGGAUAAAAAAGGCAAACCUGAAUCAUCUUGUGAUAAUACACUCUGCCCCAUGAUACCAUUACUACAGCCUGCCCUGCAUAUAGAGGACAAAGACCCAAUCCCCGAAGAGCAGGAAUUGGAAGCAUAUGUUGAAGAUACAGAUACAGACAAUGAGUACAAAAGGGAGGACUUUUAUUGCUUUUCCCAGGAAGAGAGAGAGAGACAAAAACGUGAGAGAGAGGAAUCCAAGAGAGUGUUACAAGAACUGAAAUCUGUGCUGGGAUUUAGAGCUUCAGAGGUAGAGAGACAGAAAUGGAAGCAGCUGUUAUUUAGUGAUCAUGCUGCAGUGAAGCCCUUGUCUCCUGUAGAAGCAGUGGAACCCAUACAUAAUUUGGAAUCCCCUCUGAAUUCAGAAGCAGGAAAGCAGGACUGUAACCAAACUAGUGAUGAUUCUGAAGAGAGAGACUCUAGCCCAAAAGCCCAUGUCACUGUGAGUGGGAAAAGCAGUACUGAAUAUUUAUAUGAUGAUCCUACAAAGGAUGAAAACAAAGACAUUGCUGCUGAUGCAGGUGGAUCUCCAAUGGCUGUAAAAAGAACAUGUUACCAAUGUGAGGGUGAAGGAGAUAAAGUGGAGCCAAUUGGUGUGGAUGGAAUGGAGGUUUUACAGCCCCCUUUGAGGGACGCAUUACAGUCCUCCAUCAAGCAAAGGCUGGCUCAGCUCCAUAUAUCAACGGAUUUCAACUUCACAUCAGGUCUGGCUGCACAGGUUGCCGCCAGAUCACUUACUUUUACUACCAUGCAAGAACAGACUUUUGGAGAUGAUGAGGAGGAGGAGAAGACAGAGGAGAAUGAAAACCAUGUGGAAGAGAACAAGAAUGAAGACAGGCUUUAAAAGUGAAGGAGGAUUCUAAGUCCUACCUGACCUUUGUUAAACAUUGUGUUGCCUACUUGAAUUCCAUAAAAGGCAAGUGAUAUGAUUGAAAUAGCUCAGGCACGGAUUCAGAGAUGAAAAUGCUGGAUGGAAAAAUUGAGACCUAAAUGUAAUGCUUACUGUUCCCUAUAUAUGAAGCUCUCAAUAGGGCUUUCCCAGUAUAUUGAUGAUUAUAUGCAGGUAAGCUAAGGAGAUAAAGGCUGGAACCCAGGAGUAGUCAUUUGUCUCCUUCUGAUGACACCACUGGUGGGUUUUGGAACUUACCUUAAUAUUUUAUGUUUAUUUAUUUAUAUUAUAUAAUUUUUUUCUAAAAAGAAGACAAAAGGAUGUCUUGUAUUUCAGCAUAUUUUGUCAUUUCCUGAUAUUGUUGUCAUAGUAGCAGUGUUAAUUAUAACACUAGUCAGAGUGAUUCUUUUUGAAAAAUAUCUGUCAUGUGGUCUUCCACACCUCCUUUGCUUUGCCUUUAGUGUCUGCUAUAUAUUUGUUAACAACCUUAGGUAGUUGUAACUUCAUUGGUUAAAGACCCUCCCAAACGAAAAUGCAGAAUUUUAAAUAAAAAUGUGAAAGUUGGUGUGUCCUGGAGUAUUUGGGCUAAAGUAGUAUGAAGUUAGUCGCUCUUCAUAUUAAGGUUCCAUUUAUAAAUAGUUUAUAAAGGACUAAUAAGUAAUUAAUAAAUGUUAUAAGCAAGUUAUAGACAUGAGUAGUGUGUGUUAUGGAUGGUUAUAAGCACAUCAGUAGGUGUUAUAGAUGGCUAGAAAGUAGCCUGUUGGACUUUAUAACAAUAUAUACCAAUUCUUUUACCAUUUAUUAAAACACCUAUUAAUGAUUUGUUGGCCCUAUGUAAGUGGAAUCUUAAUAUAAGUGUGACUUAGGUUAUUUACACAGGGUUACAAAGUACAGUAUUAUGUACAUUUGUUCUCUUGUAGAGCUGUGGUUAGGUUGUGGAAUAAAUUUUUAAGCUAA